GCCGGCGCCCCGCCUGCCCGGCCAGACCAUCCCGCGGGAGAAGGCGCCGCCGGCAGAGGACCCGUUCUCGCGCGUGGCGCGCCUCUUCAAGGCAGACAUGCGCUUCCUGUGGGAGGGACACCAAAGCCGCACCCACUACCCGUCCCACUGCGACGUCUGCAUCAUCGGCGGCGGCAUCAUGGGCUCGGCCAUCGCCUUCUGGCUGAAGCUGCGCGCCGGCCCGGCGGUACAGGUGGUGGUCGUGGAGCGCGACUCGACGUACCGGACGGCGUCCACGCCGCUCUCGGUCGGCGGGCUGCGCCAGCAGUUCUCACUGCCCGAGAACAUCCAGAUGUCCAUGUUCUCGGCGCAGUUCCUGCGCAACGUGAACCGCUUCCUGGCGGUGGAGGGCGAGGAGCCGCCGGACGUGCAGUUCCACCCGCAGGGGUACCUGAUGUGCGCCGCGCCCGACCGGGCCGCCCGGCUGGAGGAGAACUACCGCACCCAGAUUGAGAACGGCGCCAAGGUGGAGCUGAUGACGCCGGCCCGGAUGAAGGAGCGCUUCCCCUGGGUCAACACGGACGGCGUGGCGCUCGCGUGCCACGGCCAGGAGAACGAGGGAUGGUUUGACCCGCACUUGCUUCUGCGGGCGUUCCGACGCAAGGCCACACACAUGGGGGUCGAGUAUGUGGAGGGCGAGGCGGCCGGCUUCGAGUCCAGAUACGUGGCGAACAUGCAGGUCGCGGGCAGGCAGUCGGUGGCGGGGGGCAACUACGUCCUGGACCGGGUGGUGGUGCGGCAGGCCGACGGUGAGGUGAAGACGGUGAAGGCGGCCGUGUUCGUGACGGCAGCCGGCGCCAACACGGCCGAGGUGGCCCGCCUGGCCGGCAUCGGCGAGGGCGAGGGCCUUCUGGCCAUGCCCGUACCCGUCGAGCCCAGGAAGCGGUACGUCUACUUCUACCACUCGCCGGACGGCCCGGGCCUCGACUGCCCGCUGCUGGUGGACCCCACGGGCACGUACUUCCGGCGCGAGGGGCUCGGUGGCCACUACAUCUGCGGGAAGUCUCCCACAGGAGCGGUCGACGACCCGGAGCCGGACACUGGUGACUUGGAGGUGGACCACGGCUACUUCCAGUCGCACAUCUGGGCCAACCUGGCGGCGCGUGUGCCUUCGUUCGAGAACCUCAAGGUGAAGAGCUCGUGGGCGGGUUUCUACGACUACAACACGCUGGACCAGAACGCCAUCAUCGGACCGCAUCCGUACCACCACAACAUGUUCCUGGCCACCGGCUUCAGCGGACACGGUAUCCAGCAGGCGCCGGCGGUGGGACGCGCCAUCUCCGAGCACAUCCUGGAUGGGGAGUUCCGCACCAUCGACCUCACCCGAAUGGGAUUCAAGCGCGUGCUGGAGAACAAGCCGCUGCUGGAGCAGAACAUCGUGUGACGACAGCCGCCGAGGCGGUACGCGGGGCUGGCGGGCGGGGGUGGGACGGUACGCACUCGUAAGGGAUCUGGGACAGCUCCGGGAAGGGCACCCCAGAGGCGGAUGGGAGACCCAGCGGGCGGCGAUGUAGGCGGCAGACGGGUGGGACGCCCGGCCAGGCCGGCCCGGUGCGGAGGCUGGGUGGGACCUCCGGCCGCGCGCCCAGCCGUAGUCACGUGCUAGGGUGGCUCUUGUGCUCAAGAUGAGCCCACCUCGGCCCGAGCGGGGAGAGCUGUGCCACCAGCAGCGCGGCAGGUCGCUGUGGUGCGCCAGGCUGCUGUGCCAGUUGUUACCUUUCUAGUUCUUGACAAACUUAG
Molecule: messenger RNA, 1779 nt
Organism: Pollicipes pollicipes
Lineage: Eukaryota; Metazoa; Arthropoda; Thecostraca; Pollicipedomorpha; Pollicipedidae
Product: FAD-dependent oxidoreductase domain-containing protein 1
Exons: 10
Coding region: 98-1423 (441 amino acids)
Biological process (GO): mitochondrial respiratory chain complex I assembly
Cellular component (GO): cytoplasm
Source: RefSeq, a predicted model, not a curated record